GAAGUUAUGAAUAUAACGUACAUUAAUCUUGAUGGCCAUGUGGAGUUGGAAAAAUAUAGGAUUCUUUAUUUCUUCAUCAUGGUCACAGGUUAUAUUUUGAUUCUGUCCUGCAAUUCUAUCAUUGUUUAUCUGGUUGUGAUUCACAAAAACCUCCAUGAGCCUAUGUACAUUUUUAUUGCUGCCUUGUUAAUCAAUUCUGUUCUUUUUAGUACUUGUAUCUACCCAAAGCUUUUGAUAGAUUUUUUAUCAGAGAAACAGAUUGUGUCUUAUCAGGCUUGUCUCACUCAAACAGCUGCAUUUUACUCUUUGAGUUGUUCAGAAUUCUUGCUUUUAGCAGCCAUGGCUUAUGACAGAUUUGUGUCGAUAUGUAAACCUCUGCAAUAUCAUACGAUCAUGAGAAAAAGAACAGUAAUUAUUUUUCUUGUUCUAGCUUGGCUUGUACCUGCUUGCCACACUGUUGUGCCUGUCAUUGGAAAUGUAAAUACAAAGCUCUGUAGUUUUACUUUAAGUGGUAUUUUUUGCAACAAUAUAGUGAAUUCUCUUUUCUGUGUGGCUUCGAGAGCAUUGUUGAUAUACGGCUUAGUUGUUUUAUUCAACAUUGCUCUUCUUCCAAUGCUUUUCAUACUAUUCACUUACACAAUAAUACUUGUAGUGGCCUGUAGAAGUUGUAGAGAAGUCCGGAAAAAAGCAGCACAGACAUGUUUACCUCACCUUUUGGUUUUAAUUAACUAUUCUUGUUUGAUUACUUAUGACAUGAUUAUUAUUAGACUAGACUCUGAUAUUUCAAAAACUGCACGUUUUGUAAUGACAAUGCAAAUGAUGAUGUGUAAUCCUCUUUUUAAUCCAAUCAUAUAUGGACUCAAAAUGAGAGAAAUUUAUAAACACCUUAGCUGGUUGUUUUGUAAAGUCAUAGUUAAGUAGCUUAUUUUUACCUUUUAUCUUUAACUGUGUGUGU
Molecule: messenger RNA, 955 nt
Organism: Fundulus heteroclitus (mummichog)
Lineage: Eukaryota; Metazoa; Chordata; Actinopteri; Cyprinodontiformes; Fundulidae
Product: olfactory receptor 2AT4-like
Exons: 1
Coding region: 7-921 (304 amino acids)
Biological process (GO): G protein-coupled receptor signaling pathway
Cellular component (GO): membrane
Molecular function (GO): olfactory receptor activity; G protein-coupled receptor activity
Source: RefSeq, a predicted model, not a curated record